GACAGUGAUCAGGCCAGUUUAACUCUUCUUUCAGCCCAUGGGUUCUUCUGUGAGUUAACUGCCCUUUGGCCCAGGGUAGGCCCAUGACCCAUUAACUAUGGCCAAAAGAGAGGGGCAAGAUCCAAGUGAUCUGCUUGGCUUUGAGGAGGAGCUGCUGUACUGCCUCACUGCAUAAGGGAUGGGAUCAGAGAACAGUGCUUUAAAGAACUAUACACUGAAAGAACCACCAUUUGUCUUACCCUCUGGACUUGCUGUUUAUCCCGCUGUACUUCAGGAUGGCAAAUUUGCUUCAGUUUUUGUGUAUAAGAGAGAAAAUGAAGACAAGGUUAAUAAAGCUGCCAAGCACUUGAAGACACUUCGUCAUCCUUGCUUGCUAAGAUUUUUAUCAUGUACUGUGGAAGCAGAUGGAAUUCAUCUUGUCACUGAGCGAGUGCAGCCUCUGGAAGUGGCUUUGGAAACAUUGUCUUCUGCAGAGGUCUGUGCUGGGAUCUAUGACAUAUUGCUGGCCCUUAUCUUCCUUCAUGACAGAGGUCACCUAACACACAACAAUGUCUCCUUAUCAUCUGUGUUUGUGAGUGAAGAUGGGCACUGGAAGCUAGGAGGAAUGGAAACUGUUUGUAAAAUUCCUCAGGCCACACCAGAGUUUCUGAGGAGUAUUCAAUCAGUAAGAGACACAGCAUCUGUCCCUCCUGAAGAGAUGUCUCCAGAAUUCACAACUCUUCCAGAGUCUCAUGGACAUGCCCGGGAUGCUUAUUCAUUCGGAACAUUGGUGGAAAGUUUGCUCAUAAUCUUAAAUGGACAGGUUUCAGCGGAUGUUCUCUCCAGCUUUCAACAGACCUUGCACUCAACUUUGCUGAAUCCCAUUCCCAAAUGUCGGCCAGCGCUCUGCACCUUACUGUCCCAUGACUUCUUCAGAAAUGAUUUUCUAGAAGUUGUGAAUUUCUUGAAAAGUUUAACAUUGAAGAGUGAAGAGGAAAAAACUGAAUUCUUCAAAUUUCUGCUGGACAGAGUUAGCUGCUUGUCAGAAGAAUUAAUAGCUUCGAGGUUGGUGCCUCUUCUGCUUAAUCAGUUGGUGUUUGCAGAGCCAGUAGCUGUUAAGAGUUUUCUUCCUCAUCUGCUUGGCCCCAAAAAAGAGAAUGCACCGGGAGAAACCCCUUGCUUGCUGUCACCAGCCCUGUUCCAGGCACGGGUGAUCCCUGUGCUCCUUCAGUUGUUCGAGGUUCACGAGGAGCAUGUGCGGGUGGUGCUGCUGUCUCACAUUGAGGCCUACGUGGAGCACUUCACUCAGGAGCAGCUGAAGAAGGUCAUCUUGCCGCAGGUAUUACUGGGCUUGCGUGAUACCAGUGAUUCCAUUGUGGCCAUUACUCUUCAUAGCCUAGCCGUGCUGGUCUCUCUACUUGGACCAGAGGUGGUUGUGGGAGGAGAACGAACUAAGAUCUUCAAACGCACUGCCCCAAGUUUUACUAAAACUACUGACCUUUCCCCAGAAGAUUCUCCCAUGCACGUCGUCUGCAACCAGCACAGUCAGAUCUCGCCAGUCUUGGAGAACCCCUCCUCUAGCAUAUUUCCUAAGUGUUUCUUUUCUGGCAACAUGCCCAUCAACAGCAAGAAGCACAUACAGCGAGAUUACUGCAAUACUCUUUUACAGACAGGUGAUAAAUUUUCUCAGCCUAUUAAAUUUCCCAUGAAUGGAAUCUCAGAUGUGAAAAAUACUUCAGAGGACAAUGAAAACUUCCCAUCAGAUUCUAAAAAGUGUGAGGAGUGGCCUGAUUGGAGUGAGCCCGAGGAGCCUGAGAACCAAACUGAGAACAUACAGAUUUGGCCUAGAGAGCCGUGUGAUGCUGCCAAGUCCCAAUGUACUAACUUGAAUGUGGAGGAGUCAUCUUGUGAUGACUGUGAGUCCAGCAGCUUAGAGACUAAAAGAAACCAAGGAGAUGGAGUCAUUGCUGUAAAACCUGUUACCUCAGGGGAGCAGAAGCCUAUUCCUGCUUUGCUGGCAACUGAAGAGUCGAAGCCUUUGAAGUCAAGUCUACCCCAAAAGACCAGUCUUGUCCAAUGCAGGGAUGACCCAGACCAAAUCAAGCCACCAAAAGUGACAUCACAAGGAAGGCCUCUUAAGGUUCCAUUAGAACUUGGCUUAGGAGAGGAGUUUACCAUUCAAGUAAAAAAGAAGCCAGUACAAGAUCCUGAGUUGGAUUGGUUUGCCGAUAUGAUCCCAGAAAUUAAGCCUUCAGCUGCUUUUCUUAUUUUACCUGAACUGAGGACAGAAAUGAUGGUCCCCAAAAAGGAUGGUGUCUCACAAGUGAUGCAGUUUUCCUCAAAAUUUGCUGCAGCAGAAAUUACUGAGGGAGAGGCUGAAGGCUGGGGAGAAGAAGGGGAGCUGAACUGGGAAGAUAAUAACUGGUGACAACAGAUGUGAGUUAAACUUUAGGAAAAGGAUUUCCUUUUAAAAAAAUCCAAUUAAUACCUCAAAAGCAGGCUCUGAGGACGAGAAAACCCCAAAGCAGCCUGUAUUUCCCAGUCUGUGCCAACUGAAGUGUGAGACAGACCUUGAAUGCUGGCUAAAAGCCCUGGGUGGUAAAGAGGCUCCCAGUACUGGCUUGUCAGAGGAAGAGCCGUGUGCAUUUGACUGAGGCCAGUGUCUGUGAAGAGCAAGUACCCGAGGAAAAGUUGAAUUUACUGCUUUUUCCAGAGCAAUUCUGGAAGCAAAGAAAAUAUGAACAUUCAAGCUGGUUAGCUUAAUUUUGUGCCAUUUCUUUAACAGUCAGAAGAGUAAGCUCUAUUAUGAAAUACAACUUACUGAAAAAAUUGUAGCUAUAAAUUAUAUAAAUGAUUUUGAAUUGCUAAGGUCUCUUAGGCAGUUUAUUUGUUUACAGUUUCAUUAUCUGAGGAAUGGUCCUACGUGGACCUGGGCAGUUAUUGACUGUUCUGCAUGUGUUAAGGUGAACCAAAGUUCUUCAUGAGAAUCUUCCCCACAAUCCUGUUCUCUGAAUGUCAAAUAAAGACUAUUUUCACUAGAUUCAACUUUACAAAAGCUGUUUUAUAUGUGUUAGAAAAUGUACAAACAUAAUUACAUCAGUAUUUUCAUUUACAAAAUAUACCAUAGGUUGACAAAGCAUCCAACCCAUUUCUGCCUACUGAUAAUAUGGUCCAGAGCAUUAAAGUUUCACCCUAGAGUAUACAACGUUUUAGCUUAUCAAUCCUUUCUUGGAGCACUUCCAUUUCCAUGAGAAGCCAAGCUGGAGCAGGAGCCUUUUGGAGUAAUGACUCAGUUGCCUCCAAGGCCCCUGCUGCUGCCUGCAAUGCUGACCUAUACUCUCCUUCCAAGGGGACCUCAUGACGGGCUCUUUUUGCAUCAGGCUGGAAAAUGAGAAAAGCAGGUGAUAAGUAAUGCCAUAAUACCCCUUCAGAAAAUAACAAAGACUCUUCUUCCUGGACUGGGAUAAAGCUUAUUAGAACAAAUUCUAAAACUGCAAAAAAAAUUAUGUACAAAUUUUUUUCUAGUCAUUGUAUUACAAGGGCAGGAGGGCACCUGCCUCCCCCCCGCCCCUGCAGUCAGUGUCCUAGAGUUUGUAUGUGGCAUAUAACAAAGAGUGUCCUGUUCAAAGGGCUCCCAAUAAAAAGUGCUAAACUGUCCUUACAAAAAAGCCCCAAGUAUGUAUUUUCUAAAUGUUUCCAUUUUCUUUUUAAUGCAAGUUUGUAAUUGGUGAGAGUUGUAGUCUUCCAGAUGCUUUUGGAGCCAGUUCAAUAAAAUGUCAGGCUUUUGGAAUUAUUGCACAGGCAGGAGGGAAGCUGUGGUCAGGACAUCUUUUAUAACUGCAGUCUUCCUAAGGAAGGUCGCAAUAAAUUUAAAUUCAUGAGGGCUUAUUUACAUAACUGAUACGC
Molecule: messenger RNA, 3885 nt
Organism: Cynocephalus volans (Philippine flying lemur)
Lineage: Eukaryota; Metazoa; Chordata; Mammalia; Dermoptera; Cynocephalidae
Gene: SCYL3
Product: SCY1 like pseudokinase 3
Exons: 14
Coding region: 179-2407 (742 amino acids)
Biological process (GO): protein phosphorylation
Molecular function (GO): ATP binding; protein kinase activity
Source: RefSeq, a predicted model, not a curated record